GUACUUAUUUAACGUAAAUUUUAAAAACAAUAAACAGUCCACUUAUUCAAAGUGCGCAGAUUUGGUUCUCAUUUUCAUGUUGUCUUGUUACUUUAAUCAUACGUAUCUACACGUACCUAUGUGUCGGUUUAUAUUUUAUGUGGAUAGCGAUAGCAUAAAAGUGAUUAAUUUUUAUGAGGUAUUUUCUUAUUUUUUUUUAUGUGUGUAGGUAUUAGUGGCACUUUACGAAGUAACGAUUUUUUUCUCAGGAUAAAUAAUUAGGUAGGUAAAAUGAUUGGUAUGGUACGAUACAGGUAACCAGUGUCAAUUUGCUGACUGCGAAGUCAAAUCAAGCAACGUAAAAAUGAAAGUACCUAAUCUGCUGACGGUGUUUGCUUUGACGAGUACUUUUCUUCCAACAGCUCUUCCAUACGAGCAGCGAUUCAGCAUACAACAAUACCAUUAUAUACGAGUACCACCAAAUAUUUCAUCAUCAGACUUCGCCACCAACAUUCACAUAUAUAAUGAAAGAAGAAACAAAUUUCCCGGCACUACAAUUUUGAUAGAAAACCAAAGAGCUGCGAUUUUAAUCGAUCCUCCAUGGACCUCCAGAGGCAGCUUAAUAAUUAAUAAUAUAUUGAAUAAAGCCAGAAUGCUUCCGAAUAUAGUUAUAUAUUCUUACGGACAAGCUGAACCUAAUAAAAUACAGAGCACCGUGAGGCGUUUUCCAUCAAGUGUAGAAAAGCUGGAACUAUUUACACCUGGAGAAUCUGGCGCUGGCGCGAGAGAUCUUCGUCCGUUCAUACCAUCGUCGCGUGUCGUCAUCGUAGGAGAUGAGAUUAUUGUCGGAGACCUAAGGGUGAGAAUGCAUCAUCGUACGAGUAAUUCUGUCGCAGCUUAUUUGUGCAUACCAGAGAAUAAAAUUAUUUUCGGGGGUGUUGGUGUUUACUGGGGUGUUCAUCUAAGAGUUGAUGUAGCACCCACUCCACAUCAGCGUUUCGAUUGGCAACGUGUACUUAAAGAAAUCAUCAACGCCAGACCGAACGUUCUUAUCCCAGGAAACUAUAUUGGUCAUUAUCCACUUGAUGCCAAAGCGGCCGAAUUUACGCUUGAAUAUCUGCAGACAUUUGAGAAAGCGUUAAGUCGAUAUAAUUACGCAGAUGCUGGCGGUGUGAUUAGAGAAAUGGAGACUGCGUAUCCAAACCUUCGCCAUAAAGAAAAUUUAUAUACUAGCGCGGAACGCCUCACCGGAAAUAGAUACGGGAGGUAAAAGGUAUCUGUUCGCUGGAAAACGUAAACAGGCAUUUGAAAUAGCCUACUUACUUAUCUAUUUGUAAUUUUUUUUCUCUCUAUGAGUAAGUAUUUCUAAAUCGACUCACGCAACGUUGUAAUAAAUAAAAUAAAUAGGUACCUAAUUAAAAUUGACCUUUUACGUCAAUAAAUUUCCUUGUUUUAGACGCUUCAUCCUCGGAUAGGCAUCGAAAAUAAUAAAAUGACCUUGUUCACCAA
Molecule: messenger RNA, 1488 nt
Organism: Planococcus citri (citrus mealybug)
Lineage: Eukaryota; Metazoa; Arthropoda; Insecta; Hemiptera; Pseudococcidae
Exons: 2
Coding region: 344-1249 (301 amino acids)
Source: RefSeq, a predicted model, not a curated record